Molecule: messenger RNA, 783 nt
Organism: Phragmites australis (common reed)
Lineage: Eukaryota; Viridiplantae; Streptophyta; Magnoliopsida; Poales; Poaceae
Product: transcription factor bHLH14-like
Exons: 1
Coding region: 1-783 (260 amino acids)
Biological process (GO): regulation of DNA-templated transcription
Cellular component (GO): nucleus
Molecular function (GO): protein dimerization activity; DNA-binding transcription factor activity; transcription cis-regulatory region binding
Source: RefSeq, a predicted model, not a curated record
AUGGAUGAGCUUGUCUGCCCUGCCUCCUCCUCCUCCUUCAGCCCUCCCUCCUCGGCCCCGCCCUACUUCUUCUCUGCCGCCGGCCCCCACCAUGAACCGGUGCUCGAGUUCCUGUCCUGCGAGGUCCCGGAGCACUGGUUGGUGGACGACGGCGUCGAGCUGGAUAUGCAUGAGGAGCCCCGGGAUGAUGGCGCUAACGUGUCCGGCGAUCCGCUGCCGGCACUACUCGCGGAGAGGAGGCGGCGUGGACGGAAGCCCGGGCCCCGCACGGCCGGGCCCGCCGUCAGUCACGUCGAGGCCGAGCGGCAGCGGCGGGACAAGCUCAACCGCCGGUUCUGCGACCUCCGGGCCGCCGUUCCCACCGUGUCACGGAUGGACAAGGCGUCCCUUCUCGCCGACGCCGUCGCCUACAUCGCCAAGCUAAGAGCCCGCGUGGAGCAGCUCGAGGUCGAGGCCAAGACGAAAGCCACCUCCACUGCCGGAGGCGCGGCAUCCCAGUACUUCUCGCUUGGCGAAGCCGAGGAGAGUAUCGGGCUGGACGUGCGGAUGGUCGGGCGGGAGGCGGCGGCGCUGCGCCUGACGACGACAGCGACCAUGCGCCACGCCCCCGCGAGCUUCAUGGCAGCGCUCCGCGCCCUGGACCUGCCCGUGCAGCACGCGAGCGUGUGCCGCGCGGGCGGCAUCACCGUGCAGGACGCAAUCGUGGACGUGCCCGCGGCCGGGAUGCAGGGAGAGGGCCGCCUUCGCGCCACGCUUCUCCACAGGCUGAAGGAGAGCGCCUAG